Molecule: messenger RNA, 4104 nt
Organism: Pyricularia grisea
Lineage: Eukaryota; Fungi; Ascomycota; Sordariomycetes; Magnaporthales; Pyriculariaceae
Exons: 4
Coding region: 399-2912 (837 amino acids)
Source: RefSeq, a predicted model, not a curated record
CCCAAACCAAUGUUGGUUGAUUUUCUUUUCCCUGUCUACCUAGCUACCUUAUUUACCAACUUACCUUCCUACUCAUCUGUCACCAACGAAGAGGCUAGACCACAUCUCUCAGAUUCUAGAUCACCCAAGAUCUUCUAUCUUUUUUCAUUCAAAUGCUUGCGAAACUGCUCUCUAAAUCCAUUUGUCAUCGACAGCUAUCGAGUACGAGUCUGCACCGUUCCUGAACUGUAUUUAACUGAGCCGACUUUUUCGUUGCAUCCAUUUGGCCUCUGUCGCCAAUAACUAGCCCAAAGAUACCCAUUAGGGAGCAGAUCCGCCCAAUACCAAAUACAAUUGUGCGAAACGCCAGUUACUUGCUUCCCGCACAAGGGAUCAGACGUGUACAGCUGUGCACUGCCAUGUCUGUGGACUUACUCACCACUACCCAUCAGGGUCACAUCGACGGCGAAGUUGACAUCGAUGAGAUGAACCACGUCGAAAGCGGAGGUGGUCAUAUCGAUUUGGAGGAGCAAGACCUAGGGGGACCAGGUUUCAACGACGACGACUUGGUUACUGAGGAUAGGCACGAUCCAUCCAGCCUCGACCUCGAAGAUACCCAACCCGAGGAACACGAGAAUGAAGGGGAGAAGACUUCAGCUGAGGGUGUUCUUCCCGAUGAUGUAGAAGAUGGUUUUGAUAUGGAAAGCAGCGUCGCCGUUUAUGAGCACGUCAAGUCAGACAACUCAGCCUCAGUGAAUAUACCCGAGGUUGAGAUCAUGCUGGAUGCAGAGGAAACUACUGCGAAUGACAAGACCGGUAGUAAUCCUACCGCAUCCCUCGUCCCCGGCUCUAACAUGCAACAGGAAGAUGCUAUGUCUGAGAUCGAUUACGACCACAACGAUGAUGAUUCUGCCGAUGUAGGCACGAACGACCAGAUAAUCUCACGGGGUGUAGAGGGUGCCGGAGAUGAAAAUCCAGGCGAAGAAUCUGAGCCUGUAGAUGAAAUGGUCUCUAUGCCUGUUGCAGAGAGUCAGAAUGAAGUCUCACAGACAGUUCCAGACCAAGCCGCUCAACAAGAGAGCAUUCCCUCAGUUACCUUCCAGGAGACGAACGAAACCCAUGAAUACGAAUAUGACGACUCUGAACUUGUCGAGACUGCCGAUUUCACCGGCACUGAUGACGCAGAGGCAGAUGAACCAAACGCCUCUAAUGGCGAAAAUAUGGAUGUCUUGAACGAUCAAAGUACCGACGCUCCCGAAGGUCUUGGGAUAGAUCCUUCUGAGAACGACAACGACUACCAUGAAGACACUGAUUAUAUGGACGUCGCUGAACUCGAUCAGUCCCCCGAUGACUUUUCGAACCCGCCUACCGUGCAAGUUCACUAUCGGGGGACAAGCUAUGCUCUCUUUCAAAAGUCAUAUGAGGACGAGCCCAACUCGUUUUUCUUCUCUGAUAUGGAAGCGCUUGAAUUCCCACUCUCGCAGUUCCUUGCUAGCCUCCGUGAGGUCGUCGAGGAUGUGGCCAACGAUGACGAGGUGCUAAUUCGUAUCGACGAGCUGGGACUAGAGUUUGCUGAAACAACGGAGAAAAAGUUGCUUGAUAAAAUUACCUUCCGUAAUCUCGUUGAUCUCCAUGAGCGGUUGGUGCGCGCAGAUGACCCAGACUCUCAGCAUCACACCAUGCAGAUCUUUCUAGUGACACGACCCAACUGCCAGCGGAGGCUUGAGGCUUUGCUGGAUGGUGCCAACGUUGGCGAGGGAUUGGAGGCCUACCGCCUAUCAUAUCCUGAGUACCUGACCCUGGACUUUCCCGUCAAGCCCACAGGCUCGGAUGGCUCAGAUGACUCGCUCUCUCACCAAGAUGAAGAUUCCACCGUCGAGCUUGACCAUUAUGAUGAGCAGGAAGACGAGGAGCUCGAUGUUAUGAACGUCUCACAUCAACCCGAGGACCAAAAACCUGAAGAUCAGAUGGUGGCUGUAGAGGACUUAGACAUUGGUUUGCAAGGCAUCUCAGACGGUCAAGUGACCGAAGAGAAAGAUCAGUCCGCGUCCGUCAACUCGGAUCCCGCAAAACCACAAGACUUGGAGACCGUGGAUACAGAAGGCGACAAGCUUUAUGACGAAGGUGCCGAAUCAUAUCUUGACAACUCAGAAAGACAAAUGGGAGAUUCAGGCACACCAGAGCAUUUCGACGAGGGUGAGGAUCAGGAGGCGUUUGAAGUCGAGGAUCAGAUCGGUACCGAUGCUAGCCAUCAAGCAUCAGCACCUCAGGACAGUGACUCCAAGGCAUUGGCCGAAGAGGACGAAGAGCUGGUCGAUGAUCAUAUCGCUGUCGACAUGGCGGAGCAUAUCAGUCUUGACGUAACUGAAAGUGUGUUCCAGUCCACGAGCGGUGCAGAGCACGAUGUCAAUCCUUCGUAUGAAGAUGAUGUUGAGGAAGCGGCUCCGGCGGUGGAAGAAGCUGUCGAUCUAGAAGGCAUGCCUGAACUCACCGAGCCUCAUGUUGAAGUCACCACUGCUGAUUCCACAGAUGUCGUUGAGGCAGACCAUGACGAAUGGCAAGAUCAGGAAAAUUCCGAAGACCAUACGGCCGCUGAUAUGCAUGAGGCUAGCCACUUCCCUCACCAUGAGGCUGGAGAACUCCCUGUCGGAGACGAGUCUGAGCGAACCAGCGCAUCUGGCACAAUAGCUGGCGAUGAUGUCGAAGGGAUCGACAUAGACGAAAUUGCGGUACCAAUCGCGAUCGACGAUAACGUUGAUGGCAGCCCUGUCCAACAUGAUGCCGAUGAAAUCGACUGGGAAGACAACGGAGAUGAGACAACGACUGGUGGUACUCACCUCUCUACCUCCCCGAGUAAUACUGGGAAGAGAGGUCGAGCAGAUGACGGCGACGAAGUUGGUGGUGAGCACGACGUCAAGCGUCAUCGUGUCUAGUCAAUUGUUCACGUACCCCUUCCCUUGACAUAAUGUGGCUUUCGAGCUGUGCCCCCUUCAACAUCGAGCAGUUGUAGUUCAACUGCAGCCAGGCCAUUGGCUUGUGUGGAACCUUUGACCCCUACAGAUAUUUCACUCGACCAUUUCUUUCUCAAAGCAAAAUACUACAGGAGCGACAACGACCACCAAACCCCGACAAACAGGGCGACUAGGGCCCGAAAAUUAUCAGCAAGUUAUCACCACAGACCCAUAAAGGUAAGUUUUUGAUCACUGGGCUUGUGAAACGAGCAUUCGCUACCGACUUGAAAAAGGAUAAAUCGGGUUUCGACUGAAAAUAUGCCACGGCCACGACAGCGACUUUCUAUCGUGUACUUGCAGGCGUUUUUGAGAUUCCUAUGGCGCCAUGGAAAGUAGGAUUGCGAUGUGAUACCCAUUUACAAUCGUUCUGUCUUUUUCUUCUUCUUUUUUCGGUUUAUGGUACUCUCCCCCUUCCGUGUUUUCUUCGGUUUCUUUUUUCUUUCUCUCUCUCUCUCUCUCUUUCCAUCCUUUUACUCUUGGCUCACAUGCUUUUCUCUGUUCAUUUAAUUUCCUAGUUUAUGUACCAUUACAAAAGAUAUCCGGGGCAUCUUUGGCCCCUGUAGUUGAGUUAGAUUUAGGUUGUCGCUUCCUGGCCGAGUAACGGCACUGAUUUGACAGGCGGUCACUUUUGGAUGGCUGCCGCGGGCGGAUGGAGAUUGACGAUGGAUGAGGUAUACCAGAGGUACAUGUGUAUUUUUUUCCUCAUGGUUGCAAUCAGUUUGAAGCACAGAAUCCCUGCAGUAGCUAGAUGACCAGACGGCUUACGGAACGUGAAGGCGAGUUUUGACAGUCAACUGGUCUCACCGUACAACUGAAUCGAGGAAGAUUAGGUUAAGGCAGAUAGUUGAACGGAUCAGGGUUAGUUUAAAAUGACGAGACGUCGUCUCAUCGUCAUGAAAUACACAAACAGGUGCCUAGUUCCUGUUCAGAUUUAGGUAAAAGAGGACACAUGUACUGUGCCAAUCGAUGGGUUUUGGAAGAAAUCGAUUUCAGGGGCUUGGCAGUAGGGCAAAAGUUUAAAGAUAACGGACGAAACCCUGCGUCUGGCGGGUGUGCGCCUGGCAGCGAGCCGGACCUUAUGCAAGGCAGGUUAUCACCCUCUGACUUCUCUAAA